GUCUAUUGCUUUGUUUGACAGUUGUGUAAGAUGGUUAGUGGUUUUGCUGUUUUUCUAGAAGCUUUCAAUUGCUGUUUUUGUGGAAAAAUCGUACAAAUUGAGGAAUAAUAGUUUGGCACAUCGUUUAUUUCUUGUAUAAGCAGUUUUUUUGGCACUUUUCCAAAUGGCACACUACAAGGGGGCUGCCAGCGAAGCUGGUAGAGCCAUGCAACUAAUGAAGAAACGCGAGAAGGAAAUGCAAGACUUAGAGCUUCGCAAGAAACGAAUAGAAGAAGAUUUGAAAUUAAAUAACAUUGAAAAUAAAUUCGCCACUCAUUACGAUGCAGUGGAACAACAAUUAAAGAGCUCAACAAUCGGCUUGGUCACUCUGGAUGAGAUGAAAGCCAAGCAGGAGAACAUAGUAAAAGAGCGCGAAAAAAAACUGGCCCAAAAACAAGCCGAAAAAGAACGCGAGAAGCAAAGACAACUUGAAGCGAAACUUGCUGAGAAAAACAAGCAGAAGAAACAGAUUCAAGCACUUUCAUUCAACUUGGACGAGGAAGAAUGUGAUGACGAAAGUGAGGAAGUUGAUAACAAGCCCUGGAAGAGAGAAGCUGAGGAUGCUCCGAAAAUUACAAAAAAGAUCAAAAAGGAUCCAAACGUUGACACCAGCUUUCUGCCAGACCGGGAACGUGAAGAGGAAGAAAACAGAUUGAGAGAAGAGUUAAGACAAAAAUGGGCGGAACAGCAACAAAAACUCAAAGAGGAGGAAAUUGAUAUCACGUUUAGUUACUGGGACGGCUCAGGGCACAGAAGAACGGUCAGAGUGAAGAAGGGUAACUCAAUUUACCAGUUCUUGCAAAAGGUUUUAGAAUUAUUGCGGCGCGAAUUUUCUGAGCUGAAAACGGUAAUGGCCGAUCAGCUCAUGUAUGUGAAAGAAGACUUAAUCCUACCUCAUCAUUACACCUUCUACGAUUUUAUUGUAACAAAAGCACGUGGCAAAAGUGGGCCACUUUUCCAGUUUGAUGUCCACGAUGACGUCAGAUUGGUAAGUGACGCUUCAAUUGAAAAGGAAGAGUCACACGCUGGGAAGGUUCUGCUGAGAAGUUGGUAUGAGAGAAACAAACAUAUCUUUCCUGCUAGUAGGUGGGAACCUUAUGAUCCAACAAAGACAUAUGACAAAUACACAGUUUCUGAUAAAAACAAGAAAUUGUAAUUUUAUUCUAAAUAAAGUUAAUCGAUUUUUGUA
Messenger RNA from Tribolium castaneum (red flour beetle), 1228 nucleotides. RefSeq lists its product as uncharacterized. Gene Ontology annotation, cellular component: nucleus. Bases 164 to 1195 code for a protein of 343 amino acids. The transcript has 4 exons. Gene Ontology annotation, biological process: chromatin organization. Lineage: Eukaryota; Metazoa; Arthropoda; Insecta; Coleoptera; Tenebrionidae. The record is from RefSeq and is a predicted model, not a curated record.